Messenger RNA from Caenorhabditis briggsae, 285 nucleotides. Bases 1 to 285 code for a protein of 94 amino acids. NCBI's taxonomy places the organism in Eukaryota, Metazoa, Nematoda, Chromadorea, Rhabditida, Rhabditidae. The record is from RefSeq and is a predicted model, not a curated record. The transcript is spliced from 2 exons.
AUGUCCGACAUAACAAAUAGUGGAACAUUUCUGCAAGCGUCUUCUCCGAUCGACUCUGCUCUAUUCUUUGUUUUUGCUGCCUUCAUUCUAAACGUCAUCGUCGUUAUAAUAGCCUUCUGCUAUUUCGACCCGGCACCCCAUGAACCAGCUCUCGUCUACCGUACCUAUCACACACUGCGUCGUCUGAGUCGACGGAAUGCCGAAGCACGAAUUCGAAUGUCGAUAAAAUCAGAAGAGCAGGAAGAGGAAAGCAACGAUUCGCCAGCUCAAGUGCUUUUUGUGUAG